Molecule: messenger RNA, 951 nt
Organism: Ascoidea rubescens DSM 1968
Lineage: Eukaryota; Fungi; Ascomycota; Saccharomycetes; Ascoideales; Ascoideaceae
Product: hemolysin III family protein
Exons: 1
Coding region: 1-951 (316 amino acids)
Cellular component (GO): membrane
Molecular function (GO): signaling receptor activity
Source: RefSeq, a predicted model, not a curated record
AUGUCCACCACGCACACUCUCAGAAACAGGGGCCCAGCGUCACAGGAACAGAGCUUGAAACAUAACCUCCAGGAGGAAAUCUCCCUGGUGAAGAAGACAAUUCUCAGGCUCUACCACUGGAACGAGAUCCCAGACUGGCAGAAAGACAACUCCUAUAUCCUCACUGGCUACGUUCGAGAGACCCUCGACUACUUGGCCUGUUUGAAGUCGCUCACCUACAUCCACAACGAAACCAUCAACAUCUACUCCCAUCUCAUUCCAGGCCUCUUGCUUAUCGUGUCCAACUUCUUUCUUGUCAAUUGGAACCUCUUCUUGCCCACAUUCACCACGACUGUUUUCUUAGACAAGGCCAUCGUCCUAUUGUUUUUGAUGGGCCUCUCGUCGUGUCUCGCUCUCUCGUCGUGCUUUCACUGCUUCAAAUGUCACUCUCUGGAGAUCUCUGCCUUCAUCAACAAAUUGGACUAUCUCGGUAUAAACAUUCUCAUCACCACCUCGAUGCUUAGCUUGAUCUAUUUUGCAUUGAUCGAUUAUCCCCAUCUUAUCUCGGUUUUCUGGUCCAUUACUCUUGUCUUGGGGGCCAUCUGUUCCAUUUCCAGUCUUCACAGCAGCUUUAGCUCUGUCAAAUGGAGACCCUAUAGGGCCACCAUGUUUGUCUUGUUUGGACUUUCUGGUCUCUUUCCUGUUGUCAGCUCUUUCGUCAAGAUUGGCUAUGCUGAGACCUGGAAUCGUGCCCAGUUGAACUACAUCUUCCUUGAGGCUUUUCUCUACAUCUUUGGUGCUUUUCUCUACGCUGCCCGAAUUCCAGAACGUUUCUGGCCUGGCAAAUUUGAUCUCUAUGGCCACUCCCACCAGUUGUUUCACUUUCUUGUGGUUCUUGCUGCCUGUGCUCAUGGGAAGGGCUUGAUCGAGUCCUACAAAUACGCCCACCAGUACGUUCUCCUAGCCCACUGA